This is a messenger RNA of Trichophyton benhamiae CBS 112371, 1650 nucleotides long. RefSeq lists its product as uncharacterized. The transcript has 2 exons. The coding region runs from base 1 to 1650 and encodes 549 amino acids. The record is from RefSeq and is a predicted model, not a curated record. Lineage: Eukaryota; Fungi; Ascomycota; Eurotiomycetes; Onygenales; Arthrodermataceae.
AUGUUCCCAACCCCUCCACCCACGCGAAGUAUCAGUAGUAGGCAGCAAGGAGGAUCGUCUGGACAUGGCUCGAUGAGUUCUGCCGGUUCCCGAAUUUCAACUCAGGAUGCCUUCAGAAUGGGUGGCCCUGGACUGCUGCCUUCUUGGCCAGUCCAGAUGGGCGUCUCCGAAGGAUUAUCUGAGCAGUUCCGUGAACGACUAAUGAAUCUUGCGUUGGAAUACCUUGGGAGGUACCAGUUGAGCUACCACCGUUUGAUGGUGGUCCGGCGGUACUCUGAAGGUCUGAACCCGACUCCCGCGGACAAUACUCUAUAUAUCUCGCUUUACACUCCAUCCAAUGACAACUGGGUAAAGGCUCUGGAUGAUAUACUCUCAGCAAUGGAGCCCUUGCACUUCCCUGGAAGGGUCGAGAUGAUUGACCAUAGAGCCCUGGGGGGCAUGAAAACGUUCUCCCCCAAUACACCAGACCAGCUAGUCCAAGAAUGGGAGCAAAUACAAUCGGUCAUCAUUCGCCGUCUGGACUCCAUUCAAACAAACUGGAAAGCAAUAAUGCUUCUAAAGAGGGGAUAUUGGGAAGAAGUUGCUGUCAAUACGAUAGUGAUCAAAGCAUCCAUCCCAUCAAGAGCGUUGGCAAUCUCUACGCGUGAUCGAGUGGCUUUUGACAUCGACAAUGUCCUCGAACGAUUUGAUCUUCAAGUUGAAAUAGUGAGAUCUGAUCUUAUGUGGGGCGCGUUUGCUGAGACACCAUCUACAGACUCAGGAAACCCCAGCCUUGGGUGGCCAUUCACAAACAUCUACAAUCUAAUGGGGAUGAGUAUAGCCAGAGCCGAUACCCCAAAUAUGACAGGAACGCUGGGUGGUUACUUGUGCUUUACAGACGCUGCUGGUUGCGAACAAUUCCUUGGGCUAACUUGUUACCAUGUCAUCGGAAAAGGCCCUGAUGGUGAAGCUGACUCCGGCUCCGAUAUACAGGCCGCCAUUGCUUAUAUCACGCAAAAGAUGGGCUCACCCUCAGAAAAUACUGGAGUGAGGAGUGAGGUGUACCGGGAGAUAGGAAGGCAAGCUAAUGAAGCUAGAGAGAGGGAGUUAAAUGAGAUCCGGUCCUUCAAUCCCAACAUUGGAACCGUGGUUGCCACAUCAGGUCUUAAAAAUAGAUCCCUACAUUCGGGGCUUGGUUCACCUUUGAUCUUGAUGGACUGGGCUCUCGUUCAUAUCAAGAAUGGACGGAAAUCAUUAAACUACAUUGCUGAAACCGCACCUGCUGAUACACCUUUAUGGAAACCAGAAACUCAGUUUGCUAUUAAAGGAGCUCCCAUACCCAAUUCCCAGAAUCCAGUUGUGAAGAAGGGUCGCACAACAGGCGCAACAUCUGGAAUACUAAGUGGACUUGUACAUGCUGCAUUACGCAUAUCAGGUUUCCCUGCCGGCCUGCACCACCGCGGUUGGGUAAUUGUGAACGAGAACAUGCCUUUUGCAAAACACGGGGAUUCGGGUGCAUGGGUAUUGAAUAUGUCUGGGCAAGUAGUUGGAAUGAUUUUUGCCGGUGACAAAGCCGAUGGGACUACAUUAAUCGCACCUAUGGACCUUAUCGUCAAAGACAUAGAGGACAAAGUGGGGAUCCCAAGAGGCUCCUUAAGAUUGCAAGAUUGA